Messenger RNA from Acanthosepion pharaonis, 846 nucleotides. The record is from the annotation of a GenBank genome assembly. Lineage: Eukaryota; Metazoa; Mollusca; Cephalopoda; Sepiida; Sepiidae.
AUGAAAAUAAAGCAGGAGCCCCUGCCCGACUUCCAUUCGGCUUUUCUCGAUAUACCGGACAUCAAGUUUGACAAUGACACCCAGAGUGACAACACUUCAAGUCACAACCAACAUAAUGCGCAUGCAACAGUCAGCAACCUGGUAUCGGUCAAGUCGGAAUUUAAAACCCCGCCAAUGAACAUCAUCCCCAAACAAGAAUAUCCAAGCAUGCCAUCGUCCUGCUCCACCUACACUGUUGUAUCGCCUGGCGCUGGACAUCAGUCCAAUCAGUUGCAUUUCUCGAUUCCCGGUCAUAUGUCUCCACCGGCUUCUCCUGAAAUGCAGGAGGAACGCAAAUCCAUGGCGUUCAACCAGCUGGGCAUGAUGCAUCCACACCAUCAACACCAGCAGCAACUAUUGGUGCCGCACCAUAUUCGCCCGAAGCUGGCCAAUUCCCAAAACUCCAUGAUGCCUAUGUCCCACCAAAUGAUCACUCCACCAUCUUCUCCCCAACUCGUUGAUUUACUUCUGCCGCAGCAGGGCGUCGACGGCGGACCGAACGCACCCAAGAAGCGCGGUCGGCGAUCGUGGGGCCGCAAACGUCAAACCAACCACACGUGCACCCACCCGGGCUGCAGCAAGACCUAUACGAAAAGCUCACACUUGAAGGCUCAUCUGAGGACCCACACAGGAGAGAAACCCUAUCACUGCAAUUGGAAAGGUUGCGGAUGGAAGUUCGCCCGCUCUGACGAACUGACCCGUCAUUACAGAAAGCAUACUGGCGACAGACCGUUCCAGUGCCACCUGUGUGAAAGAGCGUUCUCCAGAAGUGACCACCUGUCACUUCAUAUGAAACGCCACAUAUGA